AUGCUGAGUAUAGCAGAAGGUCUCCUUAUUUUUAUAGUACUUGGUGAAUCAAUAUUGGGGGUUUUAGGAAAUGGAUUUAUUGGACUUGUAAACUGCAUUGACUGUGUCAAGAACAAAAACUUUUCUGUAAUUGGCUUGAUUCUCAUUGGCUUAGCUACUUCGAGAAUUUUUCUGAUAUGGAUAAUAAUUAUAGAUGGAUUUAUAAAGUUAUUCUCUCCACAUUUGUACUCCUCUGGAAUCCUAACUGAACCUAUCACUUAUGCAUGGAUAUUUAUAAGUCACUUAAGUAUCUUGUUUGCCUCCAGUCUCAGCAUCUUCUAUUUACUGAAGAUAGCUAAUUUUUCCCACCACAUUUUUCUUUGGUUGAAGUAUAGAAUCAAUAGAGUACUUCCUCUUCUCAUGGGAUUGAUGUCUGUUUCAUGGUUAUUUACUUUUCCACAAAUUGUUAAGAUUAUUGAUGAUUUUGAAAUAGGCAAUAGAAACAAAACCUGGCCUCUCACCGUAAGUAAAAUUGAAUACGUUACUAACCACAUUUUGCUCAAUCUGGGAGUCAUUUUCCUCUUUACACUGUGCCUGAUUUCAUGCCUCUUGUUAAUCAUUUCUCUUUGGAGACACAACAGGCAAAUGCAAUCGAGUGCCCUAGCUGUCAAAGACUCCAGCACAAAAGCACAUGUGAAAGCAAUGAAAGUGUUGAUAUCUUCUCUCAUCCUCUUGAUCUUGCAUUUUGUAGGCAUUACCCUAGAACUAUCGUGCUUUUCUGUACCAGAAAGCAAAUUGCUGUUUAUUUUUGGUAUGGCCACCACAAUCACCUAUCCCUGCGGUCACUCAUUUCUCCUGAUUCUAGGAAACAGCAAGUUAAAGCGGGCUUUUCUGAAGGUACUAUGGCCUUUAAAUAACUAA
Pipistrellus kuhlii (Kuhl's pipistrelle) is the source of this 900-nucleotide messenger RNA. RefSeq names its product taste receptor type 2 member 10. Gene Ontology annotation, biological process: detection of chemical stimulus involved in sensory perception of bitter taste; G protein-coupled receptor signaling pathway; sensory perception of taste. The record is from RefSeq and is a predicted model, not a curated record. Gene Ontology annotation, molecular function: G protein-coupled receptor activity. The transcript has a single exon. Lineage: Eukaryota; Metazoa; Chordata; Mammalia; Chiroptera; Vespertilionidae. Gene Ontology annotation, cellular component: membrane. Bases 1 to 900 code for a protein of 299 amino acids.